UAUUGUCGAAUAGCUCGAUUUAUCAUCGAUUUUUACGCAAGAAUACGAGAAGGAUAGGAGAAUAAUCGCAUGAGUAUUUUGGUGGGCCCAAACAUGGAUCUUGUAGUUAGAAGUCCUACCGGGGAUUGCACUGUUAUUGUUCGAAAUUCGGAAAGCACGAACAGUUGUGCUUAAUAAUCCAUUAGCACUGAAGCUGACGAUGUCAGACAGUGGAGCUAUCCGUAAGCGGAGUCUCAUAUAUCUCCUUUUAGUUGAGAAGCCUAAAGCAUUGCGGAUCAGUUAAUUUUAGAAACAUUGCUUUUAGAGUAGAGUCAACGUUAGCCCGUGGAUCUUCAUAUGUAGCAAAUUCCACGUAGUGAGACCUGGGUCGAUAAUACUUGCGAUAUAUUAAAAUCUAAUUGUAAAUCAGGUGUCUUUGAAUCAUCAUGUUACUGCACAGUGUUGCAUUGAAUAUUGGGUCAAGAAGCAUUAGCACUUCUGCUACUUCCAAUCAAAUUAUUAAAUUAACUCGAUUAAGAGUUGUCGAUAACAGUGAGAUAGGAAAAAAAGCUAUGUUAGAAGGAAAACCACCACGUUGUAUUCAUGUUUAUAAUAAAGUAGGAGUUGGGUAUAUUGGUGACAGAGUAUUAGUCGCUAUAAAAGGUGAAAAGAAGAAAGGCAUAUUAGUUGGCUUAAAGCAAAAUCAAAAUCCAAAAAUACCAAAAUUUGAUUCUAAUAAUAUAGUUCUCAUAGAUGACAAUGGAACACCUUUAGGUACACGAAUACAUGUACCAAUACCCCAUAUAUUAAGAACAUUAUUGAAAGAAAAAACUCAUAGCAAAGGAGCAGAUUAUACAAAGUUGCUCGCUAUUGCCUCAAGAUUUGUAUAAAAUAUGUUGAGUGAAUAUAUUUCUCUGUACAAAGUUUACAUAAAAUAAGAUAUAAUAAACAUCAUAUGUG
This is a messenger RNA of Vespa mandarinia (Asian giant hornet), 939 nucleotides long. It is a transcript of the gene mRpL14, whose product is annotated as mitochondrial ribosomal protein L14. Gene Ontology annotation, molecular function: structural constituent of ribosome. Lineage: Eukaryota; Metazoa; Arthropoda; Insecta; Hymenoptera; Vespidae. Gene Ontology annotation, biological process: translation. The record is from RefSeq and is a predicted model, not a curated record. Gene Ontology annotation, cellular component: mitochondrion; ribosome.